AUGAUCAGCAUUGAUUUUAGCAAUCUAAUUGUAAUAAUCGCCGUUUUGUUAUUAACUCGUUAUAUAUCCCAAAAAUUCUAUUCAUCUCUAGGAAACAAGAUGGUAAGCCAAGACACUGUUAACUCCGUCAAGAACAUGAUCGGUCAAAAGAAGAUCUUUGUCGCUUCAAAGUCUUACUGCCCUUACUGCAGAGCUGCUAAGCAAACCCUGUUCGAAGAAUUGAAAGUCCCAAUGGACAAGGCUGUCGUUCUAGAAUUGGACGAAAUUGAAGAAGGUAGCGACAUUCAACAAGCUUUGGCUGAAAUCAACGGUCAAAACACUGUCCCAAAUAUUUACAUCGAUGGUCAACACAUUGGUGGUAACAGUGACCUACAAAAAUUAAAGCAAACCGGUAAACUACAACCAUUGCUACAAAAGGUUUUGGCUUAA
Molecule: messenger RNA, 429 nt
Organism: Nakaseomyces glabratus
Lineage: Eukaryota; Fungi; Ascomycota; Saccharomycetes; Saccharomycetales; Saccharomycetaceae
Gene: GRX2
Product: dithiol glutaredoxin GRX2
Biological process (GO): cellular response to oxidative stress
Cellular component (GO): nucleus; cytoplasm
Molecular function (GO): glutathione disulfide oxidoreductase activity
Source: RefSeq, a predicted model, not a curated record